AUGCCUUUUUCACGUCGUCCGAGUGCGUCCAUCGCCACCAUUUCAAUGCUGAUUGCAAUCUCUGUCCUGGUCGUGAUAUCGAUUGGGGAAGGAUUCAAGUUUAUGGAUGGGGGAAAGGAUGUUAGUACGAUGAAUAAACGGUGGGUUCGUUUGGGUUGGAGAUCUGAUGAUGGUGUUGAAGCGCGAGAAGCAAAGAGUCCCUCGCCCAUUGGUGCUGUGAUGGGUGUUGUCAAAGAUAUUGCUGGGCCUGUCGCCGCUUCGCCGAAAGUCAACGAUGUCGAAGCGGCUAUGGCUGAGGUUCAGAGUAUGGUCGGUCCGGUUCCUACGGCCGAUGUUGAUCAACUCGUUCAAGCCGGGAGCGCGGCGGUAGGGAGCUUGUUAGCUGCUACGACUGGGGUUUCUAAUAUCGGUGUGCUGGCGGAUUCGUUGGCUACGAGUAUGGCUGCUUCUUCUCAGGGUGGGAAAGCGUCUGGUGGUGAGAGUUCGGGGGUUGUAGAGACGAAGGGAGCAGAGACUACGGCUUUGCCUGCUAAUCCAGUAUAUCAAGGGGAGAAUAUGCCAAUCUCGAAACCUAAUGUUUCUGCUAUGGCGUCAGGAGGUGGGAAUGGCACGAUGACGAAUUCUACACGGCCGCAGAAUACCACAUCAAUGGUCUACCCGUCAAAGAACAUGACGAUCCUAUCCAGCAACAUGACCAUGCCAGCAACCAAACCAGCAAACAUCUCAACCGCCUUACCAUCUAACACCUCAACCACCCUCGCACCAUCCUCUCACAAUCAAACCACAGCAACCAUCCCCCCAAUGAGCUUACCAUCCCUCAACGUCUCCUCGCCAGCUCUCAACUCCUCAUCAGCACUUCCGCAGACACGCAUGCCACCUACACCUCAAAAUACCACCAAUCCUUCGAAUUCUACCAUCCCUCGACCUCAGACUCUCAAUGCAACGUGUCCGGCACCAGCUAAAUGUCCCAUACCUGUCACGGAAACGUGUACGGAGACGGAAACGUGGCAUAGUACCGUGUAUUCGGAUACGGUUACGUUGUUUAGUUUUAUGGAUGUGUUGACUGUUACUUGUACUGUUACUGUUAGUGGAUGUGAUGCAAAAAGCUCUGCAGUGUCUUCGAUGGGAUUGAGUAAUUUGACGGGAUACGGACAACUUGAGAAUGGAAAUGCUAAUGCCCUGCCUAAAUACUCCGUCGCCAGUUCCUCCUCAGCACAACUUAAACCAGGCUCCACGCCCGGCUCCUCGCUUCCUAGCAUCACGGGCAAAACAGCAUCGUCGACGACAUCGCUAUCAGCGCCCCCGGAAUUGUUUGGUGAUAUUAUCGUUUGUGGGGAUGGGAGGAUGGUUAGUGCGAAGGCGGAUUGUGGGGAUGGUGGGGGUGAGGAUGUUAGAUUGGAGAUUCCUAGAGGGAAGAUUGGGGUUGUUGGGGCUGCGGUGGGGGUCGGUGGGGAGCGGAAGGGGCAGGGUGGGAAAGAAGGUGGAGGUAAGGCGAAGGGGCUGGAUGGGAAGGGGUUUUUUGAGGUUGUUAAGCGGAGGGAGGGGUGA
Glarea lozoyensis ATCC 20868 is the source of this 1548-nucleotide messenger RNA. RefSeq lists its product as uncharacterized. Bases 1 to 1548 code for a protein of 515 amino acids. Lineage: Eukaryota; Fungi; Ascomycota; Leotiomycetes; Helotiales; Helotiaceae. The record is from RefSeq and is a predicted model, not a curated record. The transcript has 4 exons.